AUGGACCACAUGCCACCGAUCUCGGUGGAGGAGCAUGGCGAUGGGGCCGUGCAGCCGAACGAGGCCUUCAAGGAACAGCUCUACUCGCAGCUCAAGCGAUCGGGCGUUGUGUCCACACUCAAGGCCCAGCUGCGUGCGCAGCUGCUUGCCCAGCUCCAACCUGGCGCCCGCGCCGCGCCCGGCGCACUGCUGGUCGCCGCGCCCGCGCGCGACCAGUUCGCGCUUCCAACGUCCCUGACACAGCAGCAGCAGCAGCAGCAGCGCCCGUCGCGCAAUGGCACGCGGCUCUGGCGCGCCGCGAUGGACGCCUUGGUCGCCGACCACCUGGCCGCGUGCGGCCGCGCCUGCAGCCUUUCAGUGUUUGCCGCAGAGGCCCAUCUGCCCGACCACGGCAGCAGCGGAGGCGGCGCCCUCGGCAGGGACGACCUCCUCGUGCUGCUGCGGCUGGCGGAGCGACACCCCGCGGUGCAUGGGGAGCUGCGGCGGCUUGCGGCCGACGAGGACGGGGCCGGCAGCCUCGGCGCCUCGCUGCUGGAGGCCCUCGCCGCGGCGGACAGCAGCGCAGCCGCCGGCCGCCAGGCAGGGCCCCCAGACACGCCGCCGCUGCAGCAGCCGCAGCCUCCGGCGCAGCAGCCGGCGCUACCGGAGGCGCCCCUGACGGUGGCGGGCCAACUCAGGGCGGUUGAGGAGGCGCACGCGCGGCGCCGCGGCCGCGGGCCCGCCCAGGGCGCGCAUCAGCCGGCGGAUGGUAACAGCAAUGGUGGUGGCGGCGACGGCGACUGGGGUCUUCCGAUAGAGGAGCGGAUGGCGCGGUACCGACAGGAGCGCCUGCGGCGCCAGCAGCGCGAGGUGGAGGCAGCGGCGUCCGAGGCGCGGCGGCGCCUGCUGUCCGAGGAGCAGAGAAUCGAGGCGCUGCGGUCCGAGGUUGCGGCGUCGUUGGAGCGGCGGGAGCGCGGCGUCGAGGCGGGGGAGGCGGCGCUGGCGGAGGCGCGCUGCCUGCUGCAGGGUGGGUGCGCUGUGUGUGUAUGUGUGUAG
This is a messenger RNA of Monoraphidium neglectum, 1035 nucleotides long. RefSeq lists its product as hypothetical. The transcript is spliced from 4 exons. Lineage: Eukaryota; Viridiplantae; Chlorophyta; Chlorophyceae; Sphaeropleales; Selenastraceae. Bases 1 to 1035 code for a protein of 344 amino acids. Gene Ontology annotation, biological process: epithelial cilium movement involved in determination of left/right asymmetry. The record is from RefSeq and is a predicted model, not a curated record. Gene Ontology annotation, cellular component: centrosome; ciliary basal body.